Messenger RNA from Aethalodelphis obliquidens (Pacific white-sided dolphin), 2732 nucleotides. It is a transcript of the gene COMMD8, whose product is annotated as COMM domain containing 8. The record is from RefSeq and is a predicted model, not a curated record. The transcript is spliced from 5 exons. NCBI's taxonomy places the organism in Eukaryota, Metazoa, Chordata, Mammalia, Artiodactyla, Delphinidae. Bases 58 to 684 code for a protein of 208 amino acids.
CGGCCUCAAAGGAGACGCCAGGAGUGGUCAUGUGACCCUGCCUCGCUACUCGCAGGGAUGGAGCCGGAAGAGGGGGUUCCCUUGUGGCGGCUGCAGAAGCUUCCUGCCGAGCUGGGCCUGCAGCUUCUUCAUAAAAUAAUUGAUGGCAUUUGUGGCCGAACUUAUCCUCUCUACCAGGAUUAUCACAGUGUUUGGGAUUCAACAGAAUGGAUGCAUGUUCUAGAAGACAUUACCAACUUUUUCAAAGCUGUAGUUGGUAAAAAUUUAUCUGAUGAAGAGAUAUCUCAGCAGUUGGAUCAGUUGAAUUCAUCUCAUCAAGAAGCUAUCAUGAAAUGCUUAAAAAGUAGGAAAGAUGAAAUCAAGCAGGCUCUGUUGAAAGAAAUAGUUGAUAUUUCCUCUUCACAGCUACAGGAUUUUGAUUGGCAGUUAAAGCUUGCACUUUCUAGUGACAAGAUUGCUACACUACAAAUGCCACUUUUAAACCUUCAUCUAGAUGUGAAAGAAAAUGGUGAAGUCAAGCCGUAUUCUGUUGAAAUGAGUAAAGAAGAGCUGCAGAAUCUAAUAAAUUCCUUGGAAGCAGCUAAUAAGGAGAGAAAAUGCAGGUAUGAGAAUGGUUUUCUUUGCCAACUGGUUCAGAAAGACACCUCCUUUUCCCACAGUGAAUUCCUAAUGAAGCCUUGGUGAUGAGUGCUGAUUGUUCCAGGGUGGACAGAGUAUCUAGGGGCCAAUCAGGAAUGGUUGCCAGUCCCUUGAUGUACCAAGGACUUUUUGAAAUAGGAAAACCGAAACAAAACAAACAACUGUUAGAUCUCUUCAGUUCGAAUAAGGAAAUUCUUGGUUUGGAGAAAUAGAAACAAACUCAAAACUAUGCUUAUCCUUCCAGGAACUUAGUAUUUUCUGGUUUGAAGUUCUUCUGUUGAAAAGGAUUUCCUUUCAAAUGUUUGUGAAGUUGCAGCCUCUAACAGUGGAGUUUUCUGUCAGUUGAUUUCAGUUAUCUGGAAAAAGCAGGAUUUAAGCAAAAGCACAAUGUAUUCUGGACCUAGACAUUGACUUGAUUAGUUCCAACAGGGCUUUUUUUCUUAUUCAAUUGAUGUGGACCCUACUUGGCACAUUUUGGAGCCAAAAUGUCUUACAGUGAUGGCUCCCUGCACUCUUCCUGGCACUUAAAAUGCUGGCAAUAAAAGCCUUGCCUUGCUAAGUUCUUACCUGCAAGAAAGACAUUGAUCACUCUCAAAUGUUGCUAAGAAACCAAUCUAUUUCCCUACUUGCUUAGAAUUUCUGAAUUUCUGUGGAUACCAUCACCCUCUCUGGGACUGCCAGUCUGCAUGGGAACACAUCUUAUGGCAUAAUAUCCCACCAUUCCGAAGACUUUUUCAAGAAUACCAGGACUUGGGAGAAAUAUAUUUGAGAACAUUUAAUUGCCAGAUUCUCUUUUAAGUUUAACUAGCACAUACCAAACAUAUCUCAGGCCCCCAGUUGAAAAAUACUUGUCAAUACCCAGUCCAUUUAUACCAGUACUUCUUUUUACCCUUCAAAAACAGUGCCAUGGUCACCUCUGGAUCUUUCAGGCAUGAAUCAGCCAGUUGGUGUUACCAAUGUCAUUGGCUAUCUCCUCCUUUUCUCCUUCCCAUCAUUUGCGCAUUCGACUGUUUACCCUGAUCAACCAUCCAUCCAUUUCUAUUAGAAAGUAUUAGAAGUUCUGGGAACACUUGUGGAAGGAAAGAAGGUACAAGCUAAAGCUAUUGGUGCAAAUGAAGCUUCGGAUUCCCUGUGGAUUUUGAUCACGUCUUCUAUUCUUGACCCCCUCAACAGCAUGGAUAAUUUGGUAUCUGAAUAUAUGAGUAGCCACAAGUGACUGAUAAAAACGCGUCAAACUUUUCAUGGCACGGUUCCAGGAGCAGCUCGUUAAGAUUCCUGUCUCUGCUGGUGUGCUGUUCCUGAGCCCCAGGGGUGUGCAGACUUCUUGGUAGCUCCAGUCCCUUUCAGUGGGGUUGAGGCAUGAGGCAGUGAUCACAGACACCUGGCAGAAUUACACAGCUGUACACACACAAUGUCAGAGAAAGAGCAAGAGCUAAAAAGAUUCUGGUUUGGACCCAAAUCACUAGUCAUUUCACUUCAUGAAUAAAAGCGAGUGCCUUGUAAGCUUACAUUAUUUACAAUGCUCGUAUUUUUCAAACAUCCACCCAAAAGCUGAGGACCACCACACCACAGGGAACAGUUCCAUGAACUAUGUACAGAAUUUACAAGGAAGUUUACAUAAUAUUCUACAUUCCAUUAACAACUUGACCUCUGUGUUGACUGUUUGCUUUCAAGCAACAGAUAUCUUUGUUCGUUUUUCUGUCCUCCUCAUCCCAGUAACUGCUGAUGAACCAACAUGAACAAAUGCUUGCACAUUCCUUUACCCUCCCUCCUGGGAUAAAUAUUUGAUUAUAUUUGUUUAGGGGAAAAAAAAAAAAACAACUGUGGCACAUCACCCUUUGUAAAAUACUAUUAAAAAUUGUCCAUAUAAGAAAUCUUGGAGAGCUUUUCCUUCUAACAUUAUAAAUAGAUCUUUUGUUUGUUUGUUUGUUUCACUUGGCAAAUUUCGACUGAGCUCUUUCUGAAGUGAAUAUUUAUAAAGCAGUCAUUGAUUUCAGAAAGAUGGAAUUUGGUCAACAUCUCUGUGUAUUGUACGUAAUGCUUUUUAAGGAAAGCCUAUCCUUGGAUCCAUAAAACAAACUUUAUUCUCUGCA